GACUGGAUCAAUGUUAACUGUCUACACUCCUCUCUGAAAGGGACAAAGGAGUGUGGGAGAGAGUGAGAGCGAGAAAAAGAUAGAGAAAUACGGAUCUUUACUCCUGUCUUAAAGGGACAGGAUCCACCAGGUUUCCAGGAUGCUGUGACCCUGGUCAGGGGUUUAGGUCAUCGGUCAGAGUUUAAGGGAUCAGGUUAUGUUUGGGGACAUGAUGUGUUCUCCGGUGGGGUCUCGGUCUCCGGUCGACAGCGCUGGGAACAGUGAGGAAGAGAUUGACCAACACCGGAGGCCACGUAGAGGCACCAGAAAACAGUGGGCAAGCCGAAGGAGACCGAGGGAGCAGGAUGAAGAUGAAGAAGAUGAAGGGAACCAGAAUAUCCAAAGCCCGGGGAAGAAGAGGGGAAAGAGGAGAGGAUGUGACAGAAGUGACUGGAGUGACGUCAGCAGUGUGAGCGGCCUCCCCAGGUCUCUGGAGGACACGCACAAUCAGCGUGUCAUGGCUAACGUACGGGAGCGACAGAGGACCCAGUCACUCAACCAGGCCUUCGCCUCGCUACGACAGAUCAUCCCCACGCUGCCCUCAGACAAACUCAGCAAGAUCCAGACGCUCAAACUGGCCACGCGAUACAUAGACUUCCUCCAUCACGUGCUGCAGGGCGAGGCGAUGGGCCUGGAUUUGGACGAGGAACAUGUGUCAGGAGCAGCCAGCUGUGGUUACGUGGCCCAUGAGCGUCUGAGCCAUGUCUUCUCAGUGUGGAGGAUGGAGGAGGAAGCAUGCUCGGGGUCUGCCACAUCGUACUAGUGCCCCCUCCACUGCAGGGGCACAACCAAACAGGAUUAUCCAAGAGAAUCCAUACUGGUUGGGGUGGUUCAACAUGCUACAACUGGACUGUGGUACACCGAAGAACGCCGGACUAAACGGCCUAGCAUGAUGGAACAUCUCGUAACGACGAAUGUUAGAGACAUAAACAAAGAUUUUACAACACUUUCUGUACUGUGUAUCUCUAUGGUGGGAGAUAUGCAGGCUUGUUUCUGUGUGCUUGAUUCCAACAAUCCAUAGGCCUUAUAGGGGAUCAAAAACCCAUCCGUGGACAACUGUAGCUCAUUUUGGUCUGUUCUAGACUUCACGCACAGACAUAGACUGUCAGAAUGCUCCAUAUGACCUCUACCACAGGAGGUUGGUGGCACCUUAAUUGGGGGAUAAGGGCUCAUGGUAAUGACUGGAGCGGAAUUAGUGGAAUGGUAUCAAAUACAUCAAACACUUGGUUUCCAUGUGUUUGAUACCAUUCCAUUUGCUCCGUUCCGGCCAUUACUACGAGCCGUCCUCCCCUCAACACUCUCUACACUCUAUUUCUCUCCAUGGGGAUUGGCAACAGAUGAAGUUCCAGUCUUUGUAUCAACAAACUCAUACAGAUUAUUUUCUCCUGGCUUCUGAAAUAUCAAUUUAUUGAUUGAUGUUACAACGAAGAAUGGGUCCAUUUCUAAAUGCAUUUACAAUGUUGUAGUGUUGUAAAUAUCUUUAAUUAUCUUCUGGAAUAACAAUUAGUGUAUGUUUGAAUUGACAUUUGAGUCAUUUAGCUGAUGGUCUUAUCCAGAGCGAGUAAAUAUACAGUAACAGUAGACUACCGAUGUUUGCAGGGUUGAGGAGGUUACUUUCUGUAUAUCAUCUGUUACUUGUCUAAAAUUGUCAUCAGUAAUUUAAUUUUGGGAUUACCCAAAUUUAGUAACGUAAAUCUGAUUACUUUCCCCUUAACUGGCAUUAGAAGACAACAACGAUCCAUAAAAUGCAUUUGGUGUGUCAUCAUACUGGUCUCUGACUUGUGGUCAGACUCGCUCAGGUCCAACAAAUGUAAACUUGCAUCUUUUUUUUCCAAUGCUGGAUUGAACGUAA
Oncorhynchus masou masou (cherry salmon) is the source of this 1891-nucleotide messenger RNA. Its product is annotated as twist-related protein-like. Lineage: Eukaryota; Metazoa; Chordata; Actinopteri; Salmoniformes; Salmonidae. Bases 197 to 802 code for a protein of 201 amino acids. Gene Ontology annotation, biological process: regulation of transcription by RNA polymerase II; developmental process. The record is from RefSeq and is a predicted model, not a curated record. The transcript has 3 exons. Gene Ontology annotation, molecular function: RNA polymerase II transcription regulatory region sequence-specific DNA binding; DNA-binding transcription factor activity, RNA polymerase II-specific; protein dimerization activity.